Molecule: messenger RNA, 3077 nt
Organism: Peromyscus leucopus (white-footed mouse)
Lineage: Eukaryota; Metazoa; Chordata; Mammalia; Rodentia; Cricetidae
Product: zinc finger protein 689
Exons: 3
Coding region: 1035-2612 (525 amino acids)
Biological process (GO): regulation of DNA-templated transcription
Source: RefSeq, a predicted model, not a curated record
GUGUUGUCCAUGCUAUCCUGGAACUUGCUGAUGGCACAACUGCACUAUUUAGGAAGGCAACGGCGGAGACGUGACUUCCUGCUUCCUUACAAGUGAAAGGACUAGCUAGCCAUUUGUUUUUGUUCCCCCUAGCAAUUAAAUGUGCAUUCCAGGUUUGGGGAUUUAGUUCAGUGGUAGAGCGCUUGCCAAAGGCCCUGGGUUUGGUCCUCAGCUCCGGAAAAAGAAAAAAAAAUGUGGAAAGAAAGAGUAAGCACAAAGCUAUUAGUUUCGCCUCCAAACAAAAGUCAAACUUCCUAAAGCAUUGGAAGGUGGGUCAUUCAUUUCUAUAGACUACUUGGGAGCUGCCCCGGGGACAAGGUUAGUCAAUUUACCCUUACAAUCAUUCAGUUUUACCAGAAGUGCCAUUUGUGCCUCAAAUCGUUAUCACUGCUCCCUUCUUUCCUGGGACUUUUCACAAUUCCAGGCUGUGACUACUUUAUGGUCAUAGAAAGCAGCUGUUCAACAGAUCCCUGUUGACGCUUUGUGACUUUCCCUAGGGAGACAUGUAGAAGCGUCUUCUCCAGCUAGGGCAAACAGACACUAGAGAACAUCGAGGGGAGCCUCCUACUCCCCACACUUCUCAAAACCUAUUUAGGGACGCUCCCUCCACCUUCUUGCCCUUAAGAAUCCGUUGGCUUCAUUCAAACGCGCCGCCUUUGCCACCACCCAAUCAGAACGUCCGAUCUUCAGCUACCGACCAAUGAACGAGUGCAAUAGGCAAGGGGGGAAAAAGUAGGCAUGAAGCCAUCUCGCCGCGCCAUCACACUUGAGGGCAGGGAGGUUAAGAAGCCGGCAUGGCGCUCGGGUCAAUAAAAUCGAUAGCUGGAGGCCGCCUGUGUUCCAGGCAGCGGCGGCGCAGGAGCAGCGCCGCCAUCUUCCCCGAAGGCAUCUUCCGGUGCCUCUCACCCAAGUUGCAGCGCGGGUUUCCUGAAUAGCGGUGUGGUCUGCGGCGGGCCGCUGUCCUCCGGGCCUUCCCGGCCGGGCUCCUAGGUCCGAUGGCGCCACCCUCGGCUCCGCUCCCCGCGCGGGCACCCGGAGAGGCCGGACCUCCUCGGAGGAGGAGGGGCAGGAGGCCAAGGGCCUUGAAGUUCGCGGACGUGGCCGUGUACUUCUCCCCGGAGGAGUGGGGCUGCCUGCGGCCCGCGCAGAGGCUGCUGUACCGGGAGGUGAUGCGCGAGACCUACGGCCUCCUGGGCGCGCUCGGAUGUGCAGGUCCCACACCAGCUCUCAUCUCCUGGCUGGAAAGAAAUACCGAUGACUGGGAACCGGCCGCCCUAGAUCCGCAGGAGUACCGGAGAUGGGCGACCUUCCAGAGAAAAACCCGAACCAGAAAGAAGAAUGAGGAGAAGGAAGUGUUCCCACCUAAGGAGGCCCCCCGAAAGGGGAAGCGAGGGCGGAAGCCCAGCAAACCGCGCUUGGUUCCCAGGCAGACAUCCGGAGGCCCUAUCUGCCCCGACUGUGGCUGUACCUUCCCUGACCACCCCGCCCUGGAGAGCCACAAAUGCGCCCAGAAUCUGAAGAAGCCCUACCCUUGCCCGGACUGCGGGCGCCGCUUUUCCUACCCGUCCCUGUUGGUGAGUCACCGGCGGGCCCACUCUGGCGAGUGCCCUUACGUUUGUGACCAGUGUGGCAAACGUUUUUCCCAGCGGAAGAACCUGUCCCAGCACCAGGUCAUACACACGGGCGAGAAGCCCUACCACUGCCCUGACUGCGGCCGCUGCUUUCGACGGAGCCGGUCCCUGGCCAAUCACCGGACCACACAUACGGGUGAGAAACCUCAUCAGUGCCCUAGCUGCGGGCGUCGCUUCGCCUACCCAUCCCUGCUCGCCAUCCACCAGCGGACACACACGGGAGAGAAGCCCUACACCUGCCUCGAGUGCGGCCGCCGCUUCCGCCAGCGCACUGCCCUGGUCAUCCACCAGCGCAUCCACACAGGGGAGAAGCCUUACCCCUGUCCUGACUGCGAGCGCCGGUUCUCCUCCUCCUCCCGCCUGGUCAGCCACCGGCGCGUGCACUCUGGGGAGCGGCCCUACGCCUGCGAGCACUGUGAGGGCCGCUUCUCCCAGCGCAGCACGCUGCUCCAGCACCAGCUCCUGCACACGGGCGAGAAGCCCUACCCGUGCCCGGACUGCGGCCGUGCCUUUCGGAGGAGCGGCUCCCUGGCCAUCCACCGCAGCACCCACACGGAGGAGAAGCUGCAUGCCUGCGAGGACUGCGGCCGCCGCUUUGCCUACCCCUCGCUGCUGGCCAGCCACCGGCGCGUGCACUCGGGCGAGCGGCCCUAUGCCUGUGACCUGUGCUCCAAACGCUUUGCCCAGUGGAGCCAUCUGGCUCAGCACCAGCUUCUGCACACCGGGGAGAAGCCGUUCCCCUGCCUCGAGUGUGGCCGGUGCUUCCGGCAGAGGUGGUCUCUCGCUGUCCACAAGUGCAGCAGCCCGCACAUCCCCAAUGGCAGCCCUAGACCUGUUCUAGCAGGGCCUGGCCAGAGGAGGAGUGUGCCCUUUAGCGUGACGAAGACUGUGGGAGGUCACUUAUGCAGGGGUUCGGAGGUCAUACAGAGCGGGAAGAGCUAAAGCCCUGGUCCCCGCCCGGCUCCACGUCCGGAACUCCAGUGUUAUUCCACCACACUGGCUGCCUUACAGCAUGUCUAGAACAGUUCCCAGGAGAGGUGACACCAUUUGAUUAAAGUUUUCCAAGCUAACCCAUCUUAAAAUACUGUGGGUGUCUUCCCCCAGCCUCUCAGAGCUGCCUUCUUAGUUCAUGUGUAUAGGUCACAGUCAGGCAGGAGAACCGCGUUUGUAGAGGGCAGAAUCUCCCCUGCUGUCUGUUUCCAUGUCCUGUGAAAAGUCACCCCUGCCAAGUGAUCGGUCAUUGCUGAAAACUGACUGGAGUUCACUACCUCACGUGGCAGGUCAUUUCCUUGUGAUGGUGCUAAUUUUUAGAAGGCUAUAUACUGCAUUCUCCUUUGAAAACUUGGCCUAGAAUAUGUUUAGUGCUUUAUCCACAUGGUGGCUCUUCAGAAAACCUAAUCACAAGUA